AAUCAUCGAUCGUGGAGUACAGAAGAGGAACCAGCAAGACACAUUUCAUUUCACAUUGGGAACACUCGCUUUUGAGGCACUCUCACACCCGAGUACACAGCCAUGUGGCCAUCACAGCUACUAGUCUUCAUGAUGCUUGUAGCACCAGUCAUUCAAGGUGGCAAGCACAGUGAGCGACAUCCAGGCCUCGCUGCUCCACUGCGACAUGCUGAGCGCAGCCCAGGAGGCGCUCUCCCACCCAGACAUCUCCUUCAGCAACCAGCAGCAGAGCGUGCCACUGCUCAUCGCGGACAAGGGCCCCGUGGAGCUACCAGAGGAGUUCGUGGUCCAGGUGCCCAAGGAGCCCAGAGUGCAGCCCAAGCUUUCAGCCGUGCCCCAAUUCCGAUGGCUGUGGUUCGCAGAGAGCUCUCCUGUGAGAGCUACCCCAUCGAGCUCCGCUGUCCAGGAACAGAUGUCAUCAUGAUAGAAAGUGCCAACUAUGGGAGGACUGAUGACAAAAUUUGUGACUCUGACCCUGCUCAGAUGGAGAAUAUACGAUGCUAUCUGCCAGAUGCCUAUAAGAUUAUGUCUCAAAGGUGCAAUAACAGAACGCAGUGUGCAGUGGUGGCAGGUCCUGAUGUUUUUCCAGACCCGUGUCCAGGAACCUAUAAAUACCUUGAAGUGCAGUAUGAAUGUGUCCCUUACAUUUUUCUUUGUCCUGGACUACUAAAAGGAGUGUACCAGAGUGAACAUUUGUUUGAAUCUGACCACCAAUCUGGGGCAUGGUGCAAAGACCCUCUACAGGCCUCUGACAAGAUUUAUUAUAUGCCCUGGACUCCCUACAGAACUGAUACCCUGACGGAGUACUCAUCCAAGGAUGACUUCAUCGCUGGAAGGCCAACUACAACCUACAAGCUCCCUCACAGGGUGGAUGGCACAGGAUUUGUAGUGUAUGACGGAGCUUUGUUUUUCAACAAAGAACGCACCAGGAACAUAGUAAAAUUUGAUUUGCGGACUAGGAUAAAGAGUGGAGAGGCUAUCAUAGCAAAUGCCAAUUACCAUGAUACCUCCCCUUACCGAUGGGGAGGCAAGUCUGACAUAGACCUCGCAGUGGAUGAAAACGGGCUAUGGGUAAUCUAUGCAACAGAACAAAAUAAUGGUAAAAUUGUCAUUAGUCAAUUGAACCCUUAUACCCUACGGAUUGAAGGGACAUGGGAUACUGCAUAUGAUAAAAGAUCAGCUUCCAACGCAUUUAUGAUUUGCGGGAUUCUGUAUGUGGUCAAAUCUGUAUAUGAGGAUGAUGAUAACGAGGCCACAGGGAAUAAGAUUGACUACAUUUACAACACCGAUCAAAGUAAGGAUAGUUUGGUGGAUGUACCCUUUCCCAAUUCAUACCAAUACAUAGCAGCUGUGGAUUACAACCCCAGGGACAACCUUCUGUACGUAUGGAAUAACUAUCAUGUCGUGAAAUACUCUUUGGAUUUUGGACCUCUGGAUAGCAGAUCAGGGCAGGCACAUCAUGGACAGGUGUCUUACAUCUCUCCGCCAAUUCACCUUGACUCUGAGCUAGAAAGACCCCCUGUUAGAGAAAUCUCUACCACAGGACCUCUUGGCAUGGGAAGCACCACCACCAGUACCACCCUGCGGACCACAACUUGGAGCCCCGGGAGGACCACCACCCCAUCCAUGUCAGGAAGAAGAAACCGGAGUACCAGCACCCCAUCUCCAGCUGUGGAGGUGCUUGAUGACAUUACCACACACCUGCCAUCAGCAUCCUCCCAAAUCCCAGCUCUGGAAGAGAGCUGUGAAGCUGUGGAAGCCCGAGAAAUCAUGUGGUUCAAGACCCGUCAAGGACAGAUGGCCAAGCAGCCAUGCCCUGCAGGAACGAUAGGAGUAUCAACUUAUCUCUGCCUGUCUCCUGAUGGAAUCUGGGAUCCCCAAGGACCGGAUCUUAGCAACUGUUCUUCUCCUUGGGUCAACCAUAUAACACAAAAGUUGAAAUCUGGAGAGACAGCUGCCAACAUUGCUAGGGAAUUGGCCGAACAAACAAGAAACCAUUUGAAUGCUGGAGAUAUCACCUACUCAGUCCGUGCCAUGGACCAGCUGGUAGGCCUCCUAGAUGUACAACUUCGGAACUUGACCCCAGGUGGAAAAGAUAGUGCUGCACGAAGUUUGAACAAGCUUCAGAAAAGAGAGCGCUCUUGCAGAGCCUAUGUCCAGGCAAUGGUCGAGACAGUUAACAACCUCCUCCAGCCACAAGCCUCAAAUGCGUGGAGAGACCUGACUACAAGCGAUCAACUACGUGCAGCCACCAUGUUGCUUGACACUGUGGAGGAAAGUGCUUUUGUGCUGGCUGAUAACCUUUUGAAGACUGACAUUGUCAGGGAGAACACAGACAAUAUUCAAUUGGAAGUCGCAAGGCUGAGUACAGAAGGAAACUUAGAAGACCUAAAAUUUCCAGAAAACAUGGGUCACGGAAGCACCAUCCAACUGUCCGCCAAUACAUUAAAACAGAAUGGCCGAAACGGAGAGAUCAGAGUGGCCUUUGUCCUGUACAAUAACUUGGGUCCUUAUUUGUCCACGGAGAAUGCCAGCAUGAAGUUGGGAACAGAGGCUAUGUCCACCAAUCAUUCUGUUAUUGUCAAUUCCCCUGUUAUUACCGCAGCAAUAAACAAAGAGUUCAGCAAUAAGGUUUAUUUAGCUGAUCCUGUGGUGUUCACCGUUAAACAUAUUAAGCAGUCUGAGGAGAAUUUCAACCCUAACUGUUCAUUUUGGAGCUAUUCCAAGCGCACAAUGACAGGUUAUUGGUCAACACAAGGCUGUCGGCUCCUGACAACAAAUAAAACACACACUACAUGCUCUUGUAACCACCUAACCAAUUUUGCAGUACUGAUGGCACAUGUGGAAGUUAAGCACAGUGAUGCGGUCCAUGACCUUCUUCUGGAUGUGAUCACAUGGGUUGGAAUUUUGCUGUCCCUUGUUUGUCUCCUGAUUUGCAUCUUCACAUUUUGCUUUUUCCGCGGGCUCCAGAGUGACCGUAACACCAUCCACAAGAACCUCUGCAUCAGCCUUUUUGUAGCUGAACUGCUCUUCCUGAUUGGGAUCAACCGAACUGACCAACCGAUUGCCUGUGCCGUUUUCGCUGCGCUCUUACAUUUCUUCUUCUUGGCCGCCUUCACCUGGAUGUUCCUGGAGGGGGUGCAGCUCUACAUCAUGCUGGUGGAGGUUUUUGAGAGUGAGCAUUCACGAAGGAAAUACUUCUACCUGGUGGGCUACGGGAUGCCCGCGCUCAUCGUGGCUGUGUCAGCUGCCGUAGACUACAGGAGUUACGGAACAGAUAAAGUAUGUUGGCUCCGACUUGACACCUACUUCAUUUGGAGCUUUAUAGGACCAGCGACCUUGAUAAUUAUGCUUAAUGUAAUCUUCCUUGGGAUUGCUCUAUAUAAAAUGUUUCAUCAUACUGCCAUUCUGAAACCUGAAUCGGGCUGCCUUGAUAAUAUCAAGUCAUGGGUAAUAGGUGCAAUAGCUCUUCUCUGCCUAUUAGGAUUGACCUGGGCCUUCGGACUCAUGUAUAUUAAUGAAAGCACAGUCAUCAUGGCGUAUCUCUUCACCAUAUUCAAUUCUCUACAGGGAAUGUUUAUAUUCAUUUUCCAUUGUGUCCUACAAAAGAAGGUACGAAAAGAGUAUGGGAAAUGCCUGCGAACGCAUUGUUGUAGUGGCAAAAGUACAGAGAGUUCCAUUGGCUCAGGGAAAACAUCUGGUUCUCGAACUCCUGGACGCUACUCCACAGGCUCACAGAGCCGAAUUCGUAGAAUGUGGAAUGACACGGUCCGAAAGCAGUCAGAGUCUUCCUUCAUUACUGGAGAUAUAAACAGUUCAGCGUCACUCAACAGAGGGUCCUAUCUUCCCUGCAUUCAGGCGUGUGUAUCAUAUUUAGAGGGGCUUCUGAACAAUGCCAGGGAUACAAGUGUCAUGGAUACUCUACCACUGAAUGGUAACCAUGGCAAUAGUUACAGCAUUGCCAGUGGUGAAUACCUGAGCAACUGUGUGCAAAUCAUAGACCGUGGCUAUAACCACAACGAGACCGCCCUAGAGAAAAAGAUUCUGAAGGAACUCACUUCCAACUAUAUCCCGUCUUACCUGAACAACCACGAACGCUCCAGUGAACAGAACAGGAAUCUGAUGAACAAGCUGGUGAAUAACCUCGGCAGUGGGAGUGAAGACGAUGCCAUUGUCCUGGAUGAUGCCACCUCCUUUAACCAUGAGGAGAGUUUGGGCCUGGAACUCAUUCAUGAGGAAUCUGAUGCUCCUUUGCUUCCCCCAAGAGUUUACUCUGCAGAGAACCACCAGCCACACCAUUACACCAGAAGGCGGCUCCCCCAAGACCACAGUGAGAGCUUUUUCCCUUUGCUAACCAACGAGCACACAGAAGAUCUCCAGUCACCCCACAGGGACUCUCUGUACACCAGCAUGCCGGCACUGGCUGGUGUGCCUGCCGCAGAGAGCGUUACCACCAGCACCCAGACCGAACCCCCACCGGCCAAAUGUGGUGAUGCCGAAGAUGUUUACUACAAAAGCAUGCCAAACCUAGGCUCCAGAAACCACGUCCAUCAGCUGCACACCUACUACCAGCUAGGUCGCGGUAGCAGUGAUGGAUUUAUAGUUCCUCCAAACAAAGAUGGGACCCCUCCAGAGGGCAGUGCAAAAGGACCAGCUCAUUUGGUCACUAGUCUAUAGAAGAUGACACAGAAAUUUAAACCAACAAAACUGCUAACACCUGGUUGACUGUUCUGAGUUGCUAUAAGCAGUGGUAAUAAUGUGUGUACUCCUAAAUCUUUAUGCUGUUCUCGAAAGACAAACUCUCAGACUUUUUUUUUUUUUUAAACUGGGAUUUUUAGGUCAGCCCAGGGGAGAAGGAUAACUGCUGAAAUUCCCCUGUGCCCUCUCCUUUCCUGUCUUUCCCCCUCAGAUGGAGACUUCAUUAUGUUAAUGAACGAGAUAUGAAGAAAAUGGCGCUCAUUGUGGCCUUGUUGAAUUCUGUUGUGUUUGUUCUAACAUCUCUGAUGCUCUGUUACUAUCGUUACAAGGACCUGAUUUUUAAAAGGCCAGAAUGGUUGUUUGAAAUUAGUAACAAUGCUGCAUCUAGAUUGGAGUGCUGCACAAACAAACAUAAAAACAAAGCAAAACUGUAUCACAUAGUGGUUUUUCGUCACUCACAACCUGAAUUCACCACAGCCGGGAUAGCUGUGGAAUACAAAAUAAAACAACAAAAUUAAUAAUGAAAUGGAGGGGAAUUCUAGAAUUAUAUGCUAAAUGCAUAUUUUAUGAUUUGCUGUAUUAACUGAUGAUAAAACUAAUGGCAGAAAAAAAUUGAACAAUUUCUAUGUAAUGUACAGAUACUAGCAUUGCACAUAUAGUCAGCUUUCUGUUCCUCCAGAAUUUGAGUCCUGUUAAUGUAGUGGAAAAAAAGAGAUAUUUUCUUUUUCUUUCGUGCUGGUCUUGCAAGUUUGUCUACCAGUAAGAGAGCAAAGUUUCCUUCCUUUCUUCUUUCUUUUCUUCCUUCCUUCAUUUUCUUUCCUUUUUUUUUCUCUUUUUGCUUUUUUUCUUUCUCUUUUUUUCUUUCUUUCUUUCUUUCUGCUUUUUCUUAUUGCUUUUUUUCUUUAAAACUUCACCUGGCAAAAAAAUAAAUAAAUAAAUAAAUAAAUGAAACUAUCACUUUAUAAGAAUCAUUUUCUAGUAAUACAAACAAAUUAUUUUUUACAAAAAAAAUAAAAUAAAUAAAAUUAGACUUCCUUCCCUCACUAUAUAUCUUUAUUCAGUCAGAGUAUUUCCAGAAGCAUUUUUGCAAAUUAGAGCAGGACAAACUUUUAUGUUUACAGCGCACAUCUGUUGUAAUGCAAAGCAUAUUUGGCAAGCAGUUUAUCACCAAGACAGUAGCUAUGAUUCUAGAAGUCGAGAGGUGUCAAUAGAACUAGUGGGGCUUCUGCAUGUGAAAAAAAAAAAAAAAAAAAACAAUAUCCCAUAGGCGUUAAAGUGCUGAAUGCUCAGUCUGAUCCCCAAGUGGGCACCUGCACUACCAAUUUUUAAAGGAAAUUCACUCCCUUGUAGUAAGAAACGAAAGGUCAAGUUAUUUUGAAGUGAUUUUUUUAAAAAGACUCUUCUGUUUAUUAACAGGAAAAUUUAUUUAUUUGACAGGAUUUUAAGUAAUGUAGGAAUACAAGAGGUAAAUUAGCAGCACAUAUAAUUUUUUUUAAAUUUAUGAUCCAUUUUGUAUGGUCUCAAAGUUGGAUGACCUCAUUACUAAUAUUUGUUGUAAAAGUGAAACUUGUUUGCCAACCAAUAAACAACUGAUUGAGAUUUAGAAGAUAUCGUUUUGAUGUAUGUACUAUAUGAUUAAUUAUUCUUUUCAUUUUUCUCGCCUUUCUUCUGUUUUCCUUAUAUAUACUUUGCCAAUCCUCUAUGGCCCAAAGGAGCCAUGCGAAAGAAAUCAGAUCUGCCUAGAUGGAUAACCUAAGCACAAAAUUAUACCGUUUUUGCAGAGAGAGUAAACCAGGAAAAUAGGAUGGACACGUUUAUGUUGGAAAAAAUAAGAUAUAUAACUCACGGUUAAGCAGGUUCAUAUAUGUUACUGUGUGCUUAUUUUAUAAAACAGCUGCAGUCACUAUGCCUGCUAUAAAAACCAGCUUCAAUCAGAGAUUUAAGUAUUGAAUUGGAUGAGUGGGUGGGUCAUGUAUUUUCCUUCCUUGUAAGUUCCAUUUCGAUGGUAGAAAUUUAAAGUUACUCAAUUGGCUAAAAACUGCCAGAAUAGUGGCAAAAAAGAAUAUCCAUUUUAUAAAGAUAAUAGAAGAUAUUUAUGCUAAUUUUUCUUGUCCCCUGUACGGAAAAAAGCCCUUCCAAAGUAACUUUGCAGAUCUCCAAUUACUGAAGAACCUUUACCAAGAGUGUCUGUCUAAGGAUGGAAUCCCUUCUAGAGCAAAGUCAGAAUGAAUUUGCCAAAUUAUAAUUUCUCUUAUACUAUGUGAUAUUCUGGUGAUUUAUUUUUUCUUUUUUCUCCCAAAAUCUAAACACCACCCAUCUAUAAAUUAAUUUCCUAAAUUAAGAUGAGAAGGAGUAGUUUACAGAAUAGCCAGUAACCUAUAUAUAGUUUAAAAAUAUAAGACAAAAAAAGAUUUUCUGUGCUGGGCCAGAGUACAUCAAAACCUUAAUAUCACCUCAAAAUAUCUUAUGCAUCAUUCCUUUUUGGUCACUUAACAUAAGUAUUUUUUAAGUAUCUGGAUUUUUUUUUUUUUAAGUUGCAGGAGAACCUCAAGCUUUACUGGUAAUUAGGUUCUCACAUACCACACUAUGGCAAUAUUAGCACCUGACAGGUGGUUAGCCUAUCUGUUGCAUAGAGUACAUCUGGCAAUGAAAGAACCCUUUUUAGACAAGUUUAAGGUAACUUCAGAAACACAGAUGUGAUCUGUGGAUUAUGAGCACUUAUGCUUGUUUUGCCAAUUCAACAGAAAUCUAUGUGAAAGCAGCUCUGUCGGUAAGAAGCUAGUUUCACAGAACAAUGGGGAAACUACCUCAACUCAGCUUGCUGAUGCUGCCAAUUCUGAUUUUCUGAUAUUGCUACCUCCCUGCCCGUUAUCUCUUACGUUUCAUUACAUGGAAAUUUGAAACAGGUAGCCUCCCCAGCUUUACAUAGACCAAGCUGAGGAAAAUCAAUUGAAUACAAACUGAUGCAGAAGGCGAUUUAGUACUGUCAGUUACUACCAAGCUCUUGAAUCAAGAUGAAAGGAUGAGAUUUUAAAAUUUGAGUACAUGAGAAUUGUGCUUUUAGAAAGACUUAAGAUCCCAAAGACUUUUACAGAAAGAGAUUGUUCCCCCAAGUUUUAUGCCACUAUAAUACAAACAAAACUGUAGAUAAAGGAGUUAAUUAUGUAUACAUUUCAAUAGAAAUUUGUGUAUAUCUAACAUGUAUUGAUUUAGUCCGUUCUACACUAGCAAGGGUUAAAUUCCUGAGCUUGAUUCUUUCCCCAUGUAUUUCCUUCUGUAGCUAUUGAAAAAUUAAUAAUUUUAAUUUUUUCUUGUUUUUUCCCCACCUUUGGUUGACUAUGUUUCAGUACCCUGUGCCAUUCAUGACCUACUUAUCUGCCUAUUUCUGAUGUGUUUAUCUGAUUUUCUAUAAAGAGGUAAAUUUUCAUCAAACAGACGUACUGUACAUACAUAGCACAUAAUUGAUAGCUGCGAGUUAAAGUUAUGCCAAUGAGACAGACCCAAUUAUUAUUUCCUAGUAAAAUAAUAUUUUUAUAAUAUUUUACUCUUAAACUUCUUUUUUUUUCUUUUUGAGGUCUAUUUCCAUGGUACUUUAUCAGGACACUAGCUAACAAACCUCAUGUUUAGCUGAUUCACAGACUAUUGGAUUGUUGCACAGCCUGUGUUCCUAAUUGAUAAUAUUUAUGGAGAAAUCUAAAUUUUGUGAGGGAGAAAUAGGUUUAACUUCCAUUAAGUUUUUUGAGUAUCCCUCUGGUUCCACUCUAUCAAAGUUAAAAAUACCAUAGUUGAAUAAUAAAUUGCUAUGCUAGAAUAAUCAUAAUGACAAAAAAGCUCUUUUGUGAGAACAAUUACUUUGAGAUAAAAAUAAUCAGGAAACUGCAUUAAUCAAAUGAUGAUAAUGGAAAUACCCUUAACUUCCUGUCCAACAAAUUCACAAAGACUCUAAAUUAAAGUGUGGUUUAUGAUAUGUAUUUUUAAAAUCCCCAUUAGCCUAAAAGUGUCAACAUAUUGAUAAAAGAUCUUUAAAAUUUAGUGUUUUUAACUUAGUUGAUAUGAUGAAAUUUUUCAUGGUAAUGGAGAUAAACAUAUAAGAGAAUUAGUAAUAUUCACAUAGAACCUGUAGACUUAGUUUUAUGCAAUAUCUUCAGCUUUUUCCCCACACAUGUUCAGAUUGAUUGACUGGUUUGAUUACUUUUAAAAAAUGACAUUAAAAAGGUUAGAUUUACUUUCUGCAUCAUAGAGCCCAACAGGGAAAAGAAAAAUAGUUUCUGGGUUGUCCAAGAUCAACUCCAAAUCAUCAAUAAUCAUCUCCUAUUAGUGAAAGAAUAAUCUAUCUUUACUCAUUUGUACUGUACCAAAGUGCUACUGCUUGAGAUGUUUUUGGAACCAGCAAAACACUAUAGAACUACUGUGAAUGUCAAUUCAGAUUUAGAGAGAGAGAGAGAGAUAAAUAAAUCCAAACCCUAAUUCGAUUUUGAGCAAUUCUAAAAAUAUUGACAUGAAUAUAUUUUCUUCUCUAACAAAAGUAUCUGAGAUAAAUAACGAUUGUACAAUCUUCCUAGUAUAUUGUAGUACCAAGGUAUUAAGAUUUAAUUAGUUCAUGAUUAUAACUUACCACAUAAAUACUUGCUAUGCAUUUCUAAAAAUACUUUAAAUAUUAUGUUAGAUUUCUGUGCAUUAAUAAAUUAGGAACAUGGAAGCAUAAGAGUGAAGCAGAAACAUUACAAAAUAUCUUAAAAAAGCAUUUUUGCGCAAGUGAAUUAAUUCAACGUGGAGAGAUUCUUUGAGAUCAUAAAAUAGAUUUGACGGAUCCCAACCAUAAAUUCAGUUUUGAAAUCACCAAAUCCAUCAUUUUUAAGCCAUCUGAAAAAUAUUGAUAAAUAUCUGAAUUUUCACUUCUAGUUAAAAAGUGUUGGUAGCUGCUUCUUUCCUGCCUAGGCCAGAAGAGGAAUCUUUCCUAUUUGUUAAAUAUCCUGAUUACUUCUACUUACCCCUUUGUUUUAAAAGUGAAAUAAAUCUUUAAAUUUCACCUAUUCACAUACUUACAUACUUUGAUUCCUUUUAUUUACAGCUGCAGAGGAAAUAACUUUGUGACUUUUGCAAUGAAACAGGUAGUUAUUAUGGUUUUGCCUAUUUCAUUCUUAAUAAAGUUGUUGCUAUACCCUCUUUCAAAAAAUGAAAAGUCAGCACGUCUCUAACAUUUAGGACCUUUAAGUUAUUAUUCAGAUGUCUUCAUUUCAACUAUGUUUUGAUGUUUCUUUCUCUCUCAUAGUAAUAUGUGACACAAUUUUUUCUCAUUUACUUUGUGUCCCAUUAGAGUAUUUCAAAGGUAAAUGCAAACUAUGAUGUUUAAGAAGGCAUGUGAGGGGCGAACUUUGACUUUAUAUGAAGAAGUCAAGGAAGACUAUACGAGGAAAAAAAGCUUCCAUUUGGAUAACCAGAUCUUUUCAAUCACAAUAUGAACAGAAGAAGGGCAGAACCAAGUUGGCAGACUUCUGGUGAGGUGGCAGGACCUAAAUUAGAAUUACAAAGAAAAAAAUUCCAGGAAAAAAUAAUGAAAUCGUUCAGCGUGAUAAAAAUCUUAGUGUACCAAAUGCUACUGAUGUGUUCAAAUAAAAUUGAAGUAUACCAUAUUAUAAUUUUAUUCUGCUGAUUCCACAGGGAACUCUAAACACUUUUCACACUAGAUAUUUCUUGUCUAGCCACACCUUGUCUCAAGGAAACAUGAAUAUUUUAUAAAUAUUUCUGAAAUACAAGUAUUUUUGCCUCAAGUCACUUUCACUCUCUAAUCUGCUUACUCUAUUGUAUGCCAACACAGUUAAUGCUACUAGUAGCUUUGUACCUUUUAGAGCUUUAUUAUGGAUCUUUCUAAUAAACAUUAAAUUAAUAUUAAAUUGGAAUUAUGUACAUUGUGCAAGAUAAUUCAUAACCAAGCAAUAUUCAUAUUACAGGAUAAUCUAUUAUAUCUAUGAAUAUUACAUUGAGACUGAACAAAUAAUUACACAGCUAAAAAUAUUACUCUCAAGUCCUCUCUCUCUUCAAUUAUUGUAGUCAAUUCGUUAAAUUUUGCUGACAGUUGUAUGACCUGUUAUCAAAGUACUCCAUAAUCCAAAUGUGUCUAAAAGUAUUCCCAAUGCUUCUUUCAUUCUAGAAAGCUAAAGGAAAGCUUGAAAGAAGAGGAAAGGAAAGCCGACUUCUAAGGAUCUAAUUUAGAUUAACAUUGCCAUUCAGAAUGAAUAAUUUUGAAAUGAGAAUGUUCCACUCUGUGAACUAAGGUUAUUAAAGAUUUACAGUUAGUCCAAUAUUGGAGGAUUUUAAAUUUUAAAAGAGUUAAGUUUUUCUCAAUGGCCCAAGACUGCAGAAUUUCACACUACAUUGGCAAGGAAAUGUGUUGAAAUUCCAGACCUAAAGUAACUUUUUCAAGGUUACAAAUUCCCUGAUUUUUCUGAAGGUAAAACUGGCAAAAUGAUCCUGGCUUCAAAAUGAAAUGGCUUGGUUGACUUCGAAAAUGUUUGGCAAAAAUUAUGAAUGUCAUCAACUCUUUAACAGUAGGAAGAGGUCUUUGUGGGGGGAACUCAGGAUACAGUGACUAGAACACAGUGUCUUAUGCUGACCACUGCCGAGUCUUCUGGAGCAUUUUCAAUGCCUUGAAUUUCAAGUUGUCACAAUGUCUUAUGUUUUGAAUAACAUCAUGAAUCAAGAAAGAUGAGGAAAAAACAUUUAAAGUUGGUUUUCAUGCCUCAUUUCAGAAUAAAGAUUUCCUUUACCCUCCUAAGUAAUAAAAGAUGAUAUGUCUUGAAACAGCUGUAGACAAUCAGAAUGUGUUCAUUUAUAAACAAGUCUUUUUUGUAUAUUCUAGCACCAAUCUUUGCCUAUGAACUACAAAAUCAAUACCCAUAGAGUCAGCUUGAUUUCCUUUCACUGGGCUUCUGUGAAUGCAUUUGGAAGUAGAAGGAUAAUCUGGGAAGUUUUUCCAUACUAUUUUCCCACUUGCCAAACAUUAAAUCUAAUUCAAGAUAAAUCUUAAAAAAAAAAAGUUUGUUUUUAAAAAUAACUAAGUUACUUCUCAUUGAUAGGAACAAUUUCUUUUUUUUUUUAGGAACAGGAAUAUAGCUAUCGCAGGCUCUGUUCUCUUACCAUUCUCAUAUAGUUACACGUGGAAUUAAUCUCAUCAUAUACACCUACCAGAUUUAUCUAUUGGAUUUUUUUGCCCUUGUACAAUCUUUCCAGACUUUUUUUUCAUAAAUGCUCUGUACAAUCACAUGUAAAAUCAUGAGCUACAAACCUCAAUAAAAAAUGUCAGUAAA
Messenger RNA from Nyctereutes procyonoides (raccoon dog), 12044 nucleotides. It is a transcript of the gene ADGRL3, whose product is annotated as adhesion G protein-coupled receptor L3. Gene Ontology annotation, cellular component: glutamatergic synapse; cell-cell junction; membrane. The record is from RefSeq and is a predicted model, not a curated record. Gene Ontology annotation, molecular function: G protein-coupled receptor activity; carbohydrate binding. The coding region runs from base 103 to 4716 and encodes 1537 amino acids. The transcript has 23 exons. Gene Ontology annotation, biological process: brain development; synapse assembly; adenylate cyclase-activating G protein-coupled receptor signaling pathway. Lineage: Eukaryota; Metazoa; Chordata; Mammalia; Carnivora; Canidae.